CACGUAAAACUACACAAGCAUACAUACGCAUAUAUAUGUUUUAUGUUAAAUGUUUUAACCAUCAAAUCUCAGAAAUCUUUGCAAAUCUCUCUAUCCAAAAUGUGAGAGAGACUAAGCUCUGAGUUGAGUCUCUGUUUGUUAGUAAAUUUGUUGUCUCACUUUCUCAUGUGGGUAUGUCAGCUAAAAGGAAAGUCCUUUAGAUAGAGAGAGAGAAUAUGAGAAAGGGCAUGCUUUUUUCCGUUCAGUGUAGAGUAAUCUUCAAAACCCAGCCUUUCCAGCAAUACCCAGUUGCUACUUGAUCCAAUACCGUUUUUGUCUCCAUCACCUUGAUUGGGACUAUUUAAGCGGUCGCCAUCUUGGGAAAUGCAUCAAAGAGUCCAUACCCAGUUCAAAUCAGCGCUUGAGAAGCAGAUUUGGGAGCACUUCUGAGAUGGGUUUUUGAUUUUGUCUCUGAUCAGUUUGAGUGGGUACCAACUAUUUGUCAAGAAACCAGAAAGAAAUUUUAGGAUUAGUAAAUGCAAGUUCUUGGUGUGAAGAUGAGAGAUUUCCCAUCUUGUUUUGGUGAAAAUGGGGUUCAAGUUGCUGAUUCUUCCUCAUCGAACUCUACUAGGGCUGCCCAGAAUUUAGUUACUUGUGUCUAUCAAUGCCGUUUACGUGGCCGGUCUUGUUUGAUUACUAUCACAUGGAGUAAGAAUUUGAUGGGUCAAGGCCUUGGAGUUGGGAUCGACGAUUCGUCAAAUCAGUGUCUCUGUAAGGUUGAUAUUAAACCCUGGCUGUUCUCCAAGAGAAGAGGAUCCAAGAGUUUAGAAGCCUAUUCUUGUAAAAUUGAUAUAUAUUGGGACCUUUCUUCGGCGAAAUUCGGACCCGGGCCUGAGCCUUUGGAGGGAUUUUAUGUUGCGGUUCUCGUUGAUCGGCAAAUGGUUCUCCUUCUUGGGGAUUUGAGAAAAGAAGCUUUCAAGAAAACUAGUGCCAGCCCCGUGCCUUCUAAUGCUGUUUUCAUUGCGAAGAGAGAGCAUAUUUUUGGCAAGAAAGUGUUCUGUACCAAGGCUCAAUUUUGUGAUAAUGGUCAAAUUCACGAUCUUGUCAUCGAAUGUGACACUUUUAAUGUCAAUGAUCCGUGCCUGGUGAUCCGCGUAGAUAGCAAGCCCGUAAUGCAGGUGAAGCGGCUUCGGUGGAAGUUCCGGGGGAAUCAUACCAUUCUGGUUGAUGGGCUUGCCAUAGAAGUUUUGUGGGAUGUUCAUAAUUGGCUCUUUGGUGCAUCACUUGGAAAUGCUGUUUUUAUGUUCCAGACAUGCCUCUCGGCUGAGAAGUUAUGGGCUAGCCAGCCCCUUGCCGAUCCAAGUCUAAUGCCAUUGUCUUUCUCGCAGAGAUUUUCAGAUUCUAAAUCACAAUGUCUAGGUUUCUCGCUGAUUUUGUAUGCUUGGAAGAAUGAAUAGAGAGAUUUAAUAGAUUCUUCAUUGAGUGCUAACAGAAGCUUUUAGUGAGUGUUGAUUUUUAUAAACUCUGUGAUCGGAUUUCACUAAAUUUAAUUACAUGGUCCAUUUCUUUUCUUCUUGUCCUUUUCCCUCUUCCGUGACAUGAACCAUUCAUAGAUUAGAGAUAAUUUUGAUAUUACUUGGCUGUAUAUCCUUCCUACAU
Messenger RNA from Corylus avellana, 1638 nucleotides. RefSeq lists its product as uncharacterized. The record is from RefSeq and is a predicted model, not a curated record. Lineage: Eukaryota; Viridiplantae; Streptophyta; Magnoliopsida; Fagales; Betulaceae.